This is a messenger RNA of Pichia membranifaciens NRRL Y-2026, 237 nucleotides long. RefSeq lists its product as hypothetical. The record is from RefSeq and is a predicted model, not a curated record. The coding region runs from base 1 to 237 and encodes 78 amino acids. NCBI's taxonomy places the organism in Eukaryota, Fungi, Ascomycota, Pichiomycetes, Pichiales, Pichiaceae. The transcript has a single exon.
AUGGGUUCCAACGGCCACAAGUUGUUGACGGUUCUCGUGUUCAGUGGGCUUGGCGUAUACUCGGGCGUGAAGUUCUUUGAGCCCCUCGUCGUGGAGCAAUUGCGGAAAGACGGGAACCUACGGGCUGAUAUCGACGUUCCACAGUUCGACAAGAACGGUGACAAGAUCGUGAAUGGUGUUGACCAGAGUGUUGAACUAGACCGGCUUAGAGAGAGGCUCGAGCAGAAGAAAGAGUAA